AUGGCUCGUGGAAAGUAUCAGCAGAAGGGCAAGCGCGGACAGGGCAAGAUUGUGAAAAAGGAUGCCGGAGAAAAGAAGCAGUUCGUGCCCCGCUACCACUACUUUGCAAAGUCCAAGCUGGCGGCAUACCCCAGCGAGGACGGAGUGUGCUUCUACACAGAGAAGCGCCAGGAUGAAAAGGACUUCUUCAAACUGAAGAGCAUUUUGAAAUCCCGAAGUUCCGAGAAUGAGGAGCUGUGCCGACGGAUUGGCAUGGGCUUAGCCUUGGAUGCUGCCAGCCUGCACCAUGGCGCGCAAGUCUUGCACAAGCGCUUUGAGAAAGCCAUCCCAGCGGUCCCAAAGCCGCAGGCUGGCGAGCUGGAGAAAUCCGGCUUGCCAAAGCUCUUGGAAGCGCUUGGCUCUACAAGUGGUCAGGAGUUCGUCAACAGCUUGGCAGUCUUGAACGUUGGCAAAACAGGCCAGCCCAGCAAAGAGGCAGUCUCGGCUGCGCUCAAGACGUUUCUGAAGUUUUUGCAAGACCCAAAAGGAGACCUCCAUCGGAGCCUUGCACGCCUGGCUUCGGACGCGGCUGGCCUGUACCUCUUCGCAAUGACUUUGCUCAAGGACAUGGCGUUGGUGCAAGACCCCCAGGGCUGGGCAGACAAGGUGGAAGGGAAGCAGAUCGAUGCUGUCAAGGCGUGGAAGCGGAAGCCCAAGGAUGAGAAGAAGAUGCAGCAGGCAUUGGUGGCGGCGCUCAUGGCCAAGGUGGAGGCGAACGAGCCAGCGGCUGGCAAGAAGCGCAAGGUUUCUGAUUCUUCCGGAGAAGAAGCCUCGGCCAGCGGCGCAGGUAGCGCUUCGAAGGCAAGUGCUUCCUCGCAGGAAGGUUCCGCCGACGGCGGCAGCAGCUCCGAGUCCAACGGCAGCAAGGAGUCUUCGGGCAAGUCGUCAGGCAAGAGCUCAUCGUCUGCUUCCAAGAAAGAGAGCAAGAAGAAGGCCAAGAAGAACAAGCCCCAGAAAAAGAAGGCCAAGAAGACGUCCAAGAAGGAGGAGAAGAAGGAAGAGAAGAAAGAAAAGAAAGAGCGCGAGGAGAAGAAAGCCGCAAAGGAGAAGAAGACUGAGAAGAAGACGGAGAAGAAGACUGAGAAGGCAGACAAGGACAAGGGCACCAAAGAGACAAAGGCCAAGAAGGGCAAGAAGGCAGAUGAGGAGGCUGCAGAGGUGCCCGGAAGAAGAGGCGGACGCCGCCGAGUGAGCCCUGGGCAAAUUCGCCGGGCGCUGGCUUGGGCCGUGAGGCACAGCAAGGCCCGCUGCGCCGUCGCGACGUGCAGCGUGUGUCUCUUCAGGCUGCUUCUGUUGCGCUGGGCAUCGUUGGAUAGAGAGGCCAUGGCGCCAAAGAGCGCAGGCGGCGCAGGCAAGAAGGCCGCGCAGAACUACGUCACCGAGUUGCGGCAGGCAGGCCUGUCCGAGGAAGCCGUCCGCGCGCAGCUGAAAGAAGACGGCUACAAAACGGGACGCGUCUCGCAGCUCCUGAAGGCCACUCGCCCUGCGCAAGAAGAGGAGGGUGUGGCUGCUCAAGCAGUCAAGCGACCGGCGCUUGCUGCGGAGGCAGGCGACGGGCCACAUGUUGUGUUUGCAACAGCGGAGCCUAGUUUGGAGACUGCUUGCACGAGGCCCCGGCGCGCGCUGCGAAGCGGCCUGCGACAGCCAGACUCUGAAGGAUCCAAAGUCGAGGCAGCCAGGGAACCAGAGCCGCGAGCCACAGAAGACGCCGCGGAGGCAGGCGAC
Effrenium voratum is the source of this 1764-nucleotide messenger RNA. The record is from the annotation of a GenBank genome assembly. NCBI's taxonomy places the organism in Eukaryota, Dinophyceae, Suessiales, Symbiodiniaceae.